AACCAAACUGCAGCAUUGGAAGCUGCGGCACUGGAUAAAGUCAAACACGGCCUUGUACCUGUCAGGCUGUCGCAAAGUGCCGCCGCCUCAACCGCAGCCCUUUCAUUUCGCUUUACAGGCCGCUUCCCUCCCCGGGACGGAUUUCCCAUGACCAGGACCCGCGCUGUCCACGAUGAGAGAUGAGGCUGCGGAUGCGUCUGGCGCUGCCGUGGUGGAGCAGUCUGACGUUUCCAACGCGUUGUCACCUGUCAAGUCCAAUGCCCCCAGCGCCUCGUCGACCAAGGGCCCCGCAGCGCGAUCAUGGUUGAGCAAUGUUCGGCGACCACGAACCUCACCAGGCCCACGAGCAUUCUCCCUGAAGCGCACCCUAUUGACAGAAGACGACGACCGCAGAGAUUCCGCCUUGGCACCUUCCAACAAUACCACGACAAACGAACCCCCCUCACCCACGAGCCUGCACAAGACGCCUAGCCUGCCUGCCCUGCCUGCUAUUGUUGUCCAGCAUGAAGGCUCAUCACGUAUCAACGGCCGUGCUUCAAGGCACCGAUCAUUAGACAUUGAUGAGGAGGACGACCUUGCCUUUCCCGGUCUCGACACCUUCAUCCCCACAGGCAGCUUCGACGACAUUUCCUCGGACGCGCAGAUAUCUUUCUCUAAGCGAGGUAGCAUGAUGUUGGGUGGUAAGAAGGCAAACAGGAAGAGCAGACAAAUGGAUCUGUUGGUGGAAGGCGCGCCUCAGCCGAGCACACCACCGCGCCAGAAGGAGAAGGAGCGGGAGAAGGGGCAGGAGCAGUCUAGUCCCGCGCAGCAGUCGCUGUCACCACCCACCCCAGCCACAAAACAUCUUUCGCCGCCACGGUCCAUUUCGCGUUAUUCAACAAGAGCAAGAAGCAUCAACCACCGAGUCCUGUCUUCUGAUGAGAUGACAUUGUCGCGCAAAGUGCGCUGUAUGUACAUGCAUGGCAACGAGAGCGCUGUGAAUUGGGGAAAACUGGAUGAGGAGACGGAUAGUGUUCACAACAGCUACCAAGGGGGCAACAGCGGAGUUACCAACAUACCAGGCAAUGGCUCGUCGGUGGCUGCAGAUGGCAAUGAGGAUACAAGCUCACUGAUGAGUUCAAGACUUGGAAGCGUUAUAAUCAAGGAACCGACCGAGGUAGCUGGUGGACUUGAAGAUUGGGCAGAUUUGGAUGGAGAGGUUGAUCGAUACGGUUUCAUCAUUCCGAAGAGGUCAAAAUCGAAAUCCAAUUCCGAUGGCGACGGCCCUGACGGACCCGACGAUCCCCACCUGCACCGAGUCACCACGACAUUGCAAUUGUUGUCAGCAGAGCCUAGAAGGCGCAGAUUAGGCCGAAGCAGUUCAAGAGCACCAUCAUCCCGCUCCGCAGACCCGCGAUCAGGCUCUCCUCAACGUCGACUUUCUGGCGUAUCGUCAAGACCGGCUAGGUCGCUAUUCUCCGGUCACAACUCAGACGCACGCAGCAUCCACAGGCCGUUACGGCAUGCCACCAAUCGACUACCCCACAACAGAGACCGCAGGCUAAGGGAGGAGGCCAGUGACAUGCUCAAGCUACCCCCGGGUUUGGCUGAAGUUGCAGAGCAACAGGAAGGCGGCAGAGCAGCUCAGGCCAUGAAAGCAAAGGAAAUCGCCCGAAACGACAAAUGGCGUAAGAUGGCCAAGAUUGUCAAAUCCGGCGCAGACAAGGGCGGUAUGCUGUUCGAAUUCGACACCAAAGAUCCAAAAGUUAUUUCUCGUACUUGGAAAGGCAUUCCAGAUCGCUGGAGGGCGACUGCAUGGUACUCGUUCCUCGCGGCCAGCGCCAAAGCUGAAAAGGACAGCCCGACCGAGGAAGAGCUCAUCGAGAGCUUCUACGAAUUACAGAUGGAGAGCUCUGCAGAAGACGUGCAAAUCGACGUCGAUGUACCACGGACCAUCAACAGACACAUCAUGUUUCGACGGCGGUAUCGUGGUGGACAACGAAUGCUUUUCCGUGUACUUCAUGCCAUGUCACUUUACUUACCUGAGACGGGCUACGUUCAAGGCAUGGCUUCUGUCACGGCAACACUCCUUUGCUAUUAUGAAGAGGACAGGGCGUUUGUCAUGCUAGUUCGGCUAUGGCAGCUUCGGGGCAUGGAGAGGCUUUAUGAGGCUGGUUUCGAAGGCCUUAUGGAGGCUCUAGACGACUUUGAGCUGAAUUGGUUGCGCGGGGGAGAUGUUGCAAAGAAACUAAAUGAACUCGGCAUCACCUCUACCGCAUACGGUACCCGAUGGUACUUGACCCUCUUCAACUAUUCCCUCCCGUUCCCGGCUCAACUACGCGUCUGGGACGUAUUCAUGCUUCUGGGCGAUAAGUCGCGGUCCAGUUCGCCGACGUCAAAGUUCAACGGCGACAUGGACGUGUUGCAUGCGACAUCAGCUGCACUGAUCAAUGCAACGCGAGAGAUUCUUCUCGACUCUGACUUUGAAAACGCGAUGAAGGUGUUGACGUCUUGGAUACCCAUCAAGGACGAAGAGCUGUUGAUGCGCGUGGCUAAAGCAGAAUAUAAAUUGCGCAAGAAGCGAGGCAAUACUUGA
Molecule: messenger RNA, 2575 nt
Organism: Pyrenophora tritici-repentis Pt-1C-BFP
Lineage: Eukaryota; Fungi; Ascomycota; Dothideomycetes; Pleosporales; Pleosporaceae
Product: GTPase-activating protein
Source: RefSeq, a predicted model, not a curated record